GCCCGAAUCCGGAAGUGGCCGUUGCAAAGCGGGCUGAGGCCUGGGCCGGGGCCGCAACGCGCGGCUCAGACACCGGGGCCGCCGCCAUGAGCUGGGCAAUGGGGGUUAAGUGACUUGCCCAGGGUCACACAGCUAGAUUCCGUUCAAGAUUGGGCAACCCAAGAAACAGAUUGUCCCGAAGACAGUGGAGAGAGACUUUGAAAGGGAAUAUGGAAAACUCCAGCAGCUGGAGGAUCAGACCAAGAAGCUGCAGAAGGACCUGAAGAAGAGCACUGAUGCAGAUCUCGCCAUGUCCAAAUCAGCUGUGAAGAUCUCUGCUGAUCUCCUCUCCAACCCACUUUGUGAGCAAGACCAGGAGUUUUUAAACAUGGUGACCGCGCUAGAUACAGCCAUGAAACGGAUGGACGCCUUUAACCAGGAAAAGGUGAACCAGAUCCAAAAGACAGUGAUUGAGCCCUUAAAAAAGUUUGGUAGUGUCUUCCCCAGCCUCAACAUGGCGGUAAAGAGGCGAGAACAGGCCCUGCAGGACUACAAGCGGCUGCAGUCCAAGGUGGAAAAGUAUGAGGAAAAGGAAAAGACAGGGCCAGUCCUGGCCAAACUCCAUCAGGUACGAGAAGAACUUCGGCCUGUGAAGGAUGACUUUGAAGCCAAGAACAGACAACUCCUGGAGGAGAUGCCUCGUUUCUACAGCAGCCGCCUUGACUACUUCCAGCCAAGUUUCGAAUCACUGAUCCGGGCCCAGGUUGUGUACUACACUGAGAUGCACAAGAUCUUCAGGGACUUAACCCAACAGCUCGACCAGCCUGGUCAUACAGAUGAGCAGAGAGAGCAGGAGAACGAGACCAAGCUGAGCGAGCUCCGAGCCCUCUCCAUCGUGGCUGAUGACUGAACACUACACAGAAUUCCCCCUGGGGCAGAGAUCCUCAUGCCACAUACACUCAGACCCAGUAAAGCCAACUCUGCGGUGAAGGGCGUAGAUAGUAAAAAAUUUUGCCAUAACCCACUGGCAAAGGGAGCAGGGGUAGCAUCUGCUACCUUUCGCUGGCCCUUAGACCACUCUAACCCUCUUGUUGGAGAGCUACUCCCUCACACCCUCAAGUUGCAGGUGGCCUCAUUUCAGUGCCAUGCCAUAGAAUGCCUGGCUCCGAGGAAGCUAUUGCCUCCUUCAGAGAGGAACACUAGUGGACAGUGAGACUGGGUAAUUAGUGUACAAGGAACAGUUUUGGGGGCUUUUAUUAUUUCCAAAAUAACUGGUCCUGCCUCAGCCUAGAGCCAUAGGUGUUAAGCAAGUCAGCUCUGGCUGGGCCAGAAUAGCAAGUCUUGACAUUGAAAUCAGGGAGUCUGGGGUAUUAGGCCUUGUAGUAUGCUGGUUUGCUUUAUUGUCUUGCUUCAGUGCCCUAGAGCCUUGCUUCUGGUGGUGACCCAACACCUCAAGUCAUUUUGUCUGAGUUGGAGAUAGGGCAGAUGACUCAGGGACAAACCAAAGUUGUCUUCCCUGAUCUGCCCAAGCAAGGACAAAGGAACCUGCCUGGGCUUCUAAGUGUUAAGAAAGAGCUAGUUGGUCUUGUUUUUCUUUCCAGUCUUCAUCCUGUGCCUCAACCAAAUGAAGAGUUCUAAGUUUUCCCCUGGAUACCUUUUGGGUUUCCAAAACUUGAGACCUUUUAGGGGUCUGAGAACUAGUUUAAAAUGUCAAUUUAAUGCUGUUUUUCUAUUGACCUGUCUACUCAGGAGCCCCAUGGAAAGGGCAAAAAGUCUGGGCUCCCCUGCCUUCAAUACUGGGGAUUUUAUUUUUUCACAGAAACUUAAAAUAAAGCCUAUACAUAUUG
This is a messenger RNA of Dromiciops gliroides (monito del monte), 1826 nucleotides long. It is a transcript of the gene BIN3, whose product is annotated as bridging integrator 3. The transcript has 10 exons. Gene Ontology annotation, biological process: endocytosis; plasma membrane tubulation; actin cortical patch localization. NCBI's taxonomy places the organism in Eukaryota, Metazoa, Chordata, Mammalia, Microbiotheria, Microbiotheriidae. The coding region runs from base 290 to 889 and encodes 199 amino acids. Gene Ontology annotation, cellular component: cytoplasm; actin cortical patch. The record is from RefSeq and is a predicted model, not a curated record. Gene Ontology annotation, molecular function: protein binding; lipid binding.